AUGGCUACCGGGGAGGAGGGAGAUCGCCUUAUGGAUCGCCUCAAUGAGUUCAGGAAGUGUAAUCCUCGAAUAUUUGAUGGAGAGAAAGCCGAACACUGGAUCGUAGAAAAGUGGUUGAUGCAUAUGGAGAAGUUGUUCUACGACACUUUUGUCGAGAAGAGGGACAAAGUUUGGCUGGCCACUCACCACCUUGACGGCGAGGCCUACCGUUGGUGGAUGGAUAUCCAAGAUAAUUCCAACAUCGAUCUAUCAGCAAUCACAUGGAAGCGGUUUAAGGAGCUGUUGCUGGCGGCUUACUUCCCGGAGAGCGUCAAGAGACAAAUGGAACGGGAUUUGCACAACUUGUGCCAAGGAGACCGGACUAUGGCCGAGUACGAGCAGGAGUUCUCCCAACUCUUGCAUUACGUGCCUUUCGUCGUGCGGGACGAUGAAGACAAGGCCCAUAUUUUUGAGAUGGUCCUCCGACCGUCGAUUUUCCGCUUCGUGCAGUCAUCUAACUUGCAGACCUAUCUAGAUGUGGUGAACCGCGCGCUUAUAGUGGAGAGGGGCGCGGCGGAUGUGCAGGAGCAAAGAGAAGGCUUAGACAAGGGUAAAGAUAGAUUCGUCGUGGUGUUCAUCGAUGACAUAUAUGUUUAUUCCCAAAGUGACGAGGAUCAUGAAGAGCAUUUGAGACCGGAUGGAAAUGUGAUCACGUAUGCUUCUCGCCAGUUGAAGGAUUAUGAAAGAAAUUAUCCUACCCACGACUUAGAGUUGGCGGCUAAUGAGUUGAACUUAAGACAGCGUAGAUGGCUAGAGCUGCUCAAGGAUUAUGACUUGACGAUUCUUUAUCACCCGGGCAAGGCUAACGUGGUAGCGGAUGCUCUGAGCCGGAAAUCAACAGAAAAUUUGGCAAUGAUAAAAGAAAAGAAAGUUUACGACGUAGAAUUGCAAAAGAUUUGGGCUAAAAUGGUUGAUGAUUACACUGGUGAUUUUCAUGUGGAUGACAAAGGACUGUUUUGCUUCCACGAUCGGAUUUGUGUACCAGCGGAAUCAGGAAUUAAAGAAGACAUUCUUUUUGAAGCUCACCGUGCAUCUUCUGUGUAA
This is a messenger RNA of Ananas comosus (pineapple), 1083 nucleotides long. RefSeq lists its product as uncharacterized. The transcript has 5 exons. Lineage: Eukaryota; Viridiplantae; Streptophyta; Magnoliopsida; Poales; Bromeliaceae. The coding region runs from base 1 to 1083 and encodes 360 amino acids. The record is from RefSeq and is a predicted model, not a curated record.